AUGUCUAUCAUUAACAAGACAACAAAACAAGAAACUUUAAUAAGAAAAGAUGAAAUAAAUAAAAAUACAUUCAAAGUAACAGUGAAUACAGAUGAUAUAACUAUCGAAACAACUACAAAUGGAAUAACAACAUUCACCAGUGAAAAUUACAUUGACAGUAUUCAAUUAAUCACUCAAGUACCUGAACCAAAAAUCCAAACAAAAGCAGUUACUAUUACUGAAAACGGUUCAUACACUAUCAGUCCAGAUGAUAAUCUUGAUGCACUUGAUCAUGUUUAUGUCACUACAAAUGUACCACAAUAUAAAAUAGAUUCUUUAAAGGUAUAUCAAAACGGUACUUUUACAAUAGUAACAGUAGCACCAGAAAUAAUAAAUGUCACAGAACAUAACACCGAUAUUACAGACCUAAUAGAAGCAGAUGCAAAAUUACACAAAUUCACAAGUAACUCAGAAACUUAUGACUACUUAAGAAUUACAGAAAAAGGAAAUUAUCAAUAUAUAGUAUUUAAAUUUAAUGUAGUCAAUGGUUUAUAUGUAUCAGAAAUAGAAAUAAACACUCCUGCUGUUACAAACAAAUAUACAAUAACAUAUAUAUUAAAAUUAAAUACAGAAGGUGCAGCAAAUAAUGGUAUUCUUUAUUUUUGUAAAGGAACAACUAUAGAAGAAACAACCGCUCUACUUUGUUAUAAUUCGGAAUAUGCUCGUACUGAAGAGGGUAAGCAAGACCCUGCAAUAAUACUAUACUCAUCUCUACUUUCAGAAAACUUCCCAAUAAAAUAA
This is a messenger RNA of Entamoeba histolytica HM-1:IMSS, 780 nucleotides long. RefSeq lists its product as uncharacterized. The record is from RefSeq and is a predicted model, not a curated record. Bases 1 to 780 code for a protein of 259 amino acids. The transcript has a single exon. NCBI's taxonomy places the organism in Eukaryota, Evosea, Mastigamoebida, Endamoebidae.